Molecule: messenger RNA, 2402 nt
Organism: Malania oleifera
Lineage: Eukaryota; Viridiplantae; Streptophyta; Magnoliopsida; Santalales; Ximeniaceae
Product: glucan endo-1,3-beta-glucosidase 1
Exons: 4
Coding region: 454-2031 (525 amino acids)
Biological process (GO): carbohydrate metabolic process
Cellular component (GO): plasma membrane
Molecular function (GO): hydrolase activity, hydrolyzing O-glycosyl compounds
Source: RefSeq, a predicted model, not a curated record
UUUUUUUAUUUUGUAAAAUUGACAAGACCCAGCUUAAAUUAAACGGAAGAAAUUCGUCCCAUGCAGUGCCGACGACGCCGGAGCGCUUUGAUUUUGUUGUCGGUCCACUAGGUCAGUUUAGUAAUUUACCGCUGGCAAGUCACAACAUAAGUGCCCUGCUUCAACAAUUCAACUUGCAUUCGAUGUCUUUUAGGAAGCCAAAGAAAAAAAAAAUCCAGCAAGAACCUUGUGAGGUGCUGUGGCUUCUAUAAUUCUUUUUCUUUCAUCUCUCUCUGUCCCCUUCUUCUCCUUCCCCAAACAGUACCCCCCGUGGGUCUGCGACACAUUUGCCGGGAAAGUAUCAGAAAAACUCGAAAAGGAAAGCAAAAUUUCUCAGUUUCUCGAAGAUAAUGCAAGGAUUUGCAGCAGACCCAGAAGCAGAGGGUGAAGGAACAGAGCUCCACCUCGUCUUUAAUGGCGGAUUCUAAGCUCUCUCCCCUCAUCUUUUUCUUAUUCUUCUUCUUACUCUGUACUUCGUCUUCCUCAGUUGCAGAGAUUAAGCAACAGUCAAACCUGAACCAGCCCUUCGUCGGAAUCAACAUCGGCACAGACGUAUCCAACCUGCUCCCGGCGACGGAAUUGGUCUCCUUCCUCCAAUUGCAGAAGAUCGGCCACAUUCGGAUCUACGACGCGGACCCGAACAUGCUCAGAGCUCUGGCCCGAACCAAGAUCCGGGUCGUGAUCGGAGUACCCAACAACCAGCUCCUCGCACUCGGCUCCUCCAACGCCACCGCCGCCGCCUGGGUCGCCCGAAACGUCGCCGCUUACCACCCCGAAACUGUCAUUACCGGCAUUGCCGUCGGCGACGAGGUCCUCACCACCAUACCCUCCUCGGCUCCCUUGCUCCUUCCGGCGAUAGAGUCACUCUACAGUGCUUUAGUGGCUUCAAAUCUUCAUACCCAGAUCAAGAUUUCAACCCCACAUGCCGCCUCCAUCAUUCUCGAUCCUUUUCCCCCUUCGCAAGCCUUCUUCAACCAAACCCUAACUCCAAUUCUGCUUCCCCUGUUUCAGUUCCUGUCAAAAACAGAGUCUCCCCUGAUGAUGAAUCUGUACCCUUACUACGUUUUCAUGGAGAACAAAGGGGUUGUACCUCUGGAGAAUUCGCUCUUCAAACCCUUGACCCCUUCCAAGGAAAUGGUCGACCCCAAUACUCUGCUUCACUAUACCAAUGUGCUUGAUGCAAUGAUUGAUUCAGCCUACUUCUCUUUGAAGAAUCUCAACAUCACUGACGUUGUGGUUUUGGUCACAGAGACUGGGUGGCCUUCAAAGGGCGAAUCGAAAGAGCCUUACGCCACUAGAGAUAACGCAGACACCUAUAAUUCGAAUCUGAUAAAGCACGUUAAUGACCAGAGCGGGACUCCCCUGCACCCGGAGAUCACCUCCAGUGUGUACAUAUAUGAAUUGUUCAAUGAGGACUUGAGGUCGCCUCCCAUAUCAGAGGCGAAUUGGGGGCUGUUCUAUGCAAACAUGACUCCUGUGUACCUGCUUCAUAUAUCUGGAAGUGGGUCUUUCUUGGCGAACGACACUACGAACCAGACAUACUGUGUGGCCAUGGAUGGGGUGGACUCGAGGAGCUUACAGGCUGCGCUGGACUGGGCAUGUGGACCGGGGCGGGCGAACUGCUCAGAGAUUCAGCCGGGGGAGGAUUGUUACAAUCCCAACAAUGUGAAGAGCCAUGCUUCUUAUGCGUUUGAUAGCUAUUACCAGAAGGAAGGGAAGGCUGGUGGGUCGUGUGACUUCAAGGGUGUGGCCAUGAUCACCACCACUGACCCUAGUCAUGGAAACUGCAUAUUUCCUGGAAGUAAGAAGGUGAGCAACAACACAAAUGAGGUAACGAAGAACAACACAGAAGCAACUAGUGCAGCAGACAGACUAAGAUUCAUCAGCAUCACAAGCACUCGAAUAAUUGUAAUCCACAGUGGUUUGCACAUUCUCUCUGUUGUAGCUGUGUUCUGUAGUUUAUUCAUUUCUUCAAUGACUCCAUGGUGGUGAGGUACAAAUGAAACAAUUUUUUCUUCUCAUUUUGGUGAUUUCAAUCUGGAAAAAAAGUAGAUAUAUGUUGUGAUUUCAGUGCCAAUCAAGGGAGGUGUAGCUUGCAAUGGAUGCUGUCAUUUUUUGACUUAUCCCUUAAUUCUUUUAUAGCAGUGUCUUUGUUACAAAGUUGUAUCAGUGUAAUUUUCAAUAUGAUUGGUGAGAUAAAGUGCUGUACAUCCACAAAAAAAAUGUUUUGACCUUUGGACUUACUCUUUUCUUAGAAUCUUAGGGAGCGUUUGGGAUGGACUUGGGACCCAAAAAGGAAAAAACUUAAUGACUCUUGAAGAAAAGUAAUUUGUUUGAAUGAUAAGACUCCAAAGUUAUUUUAA